GUUUAACAAACCAACUGUUUUCCUCAACAUUAGGGUACAUGCUUGUUAAAUGAUUUUAAUCUCAGUCGAAGGAAUAAUGAAGGCAGUGGUUUUCUUUAUGUUAUCAUUUUUCGCAGCAACAUCUUCGAUUACUUCUGAUGAAUCGACAGGCGUAUCUACGUCUGUGGUCACUCCAACAGAUUCGGCUGUAACAUUUUCUACGUCUGUGGUCACUCCAACAGUUUCGGCUGUAACAUUUUGUACGUCUGUGGUCACUCCAACAGUUUCGGCUGUAACAUUUUCUACGUCUGUGGUCACUCCAACAGUUUCGGCUGUAACAACUGAAACACAAAGCUCAACACAGUCCGAGGAAGCAACUUCGAGUCCAUUAUCGGUUGUAUCUAGAAAGUCAGUGCCAGCAUCAGUCAUAGCGGGUCCUAUAGGUGUAAUUAUCUUUAUAGUCGUGGUAACCAUUGGACUGGUGGUCUUUUUCAGGCAAAGGAAACGGCGUUAUGACGCGAAGUAUAUAUGUAAUAUCCAUUAUAACCAAGCCUAUGAUGAACAUGGUGCACCGUCUGCAGACAACGUGUCGGCUUCUUCCAAAGAUAGUGGAUUUGGUAAACAUGAAUCUGUGGAAGGCGAAAUGAUGGAUGGCGAUUACAACACAUUACGGCUACACUUUCCUGUGAACAACGGACCACAAGGAAACACGUCCAACCGCAUGGACGAAUAUCUUACUGCUGAUUCGACGUAUUCGCAUAUUCCUAGCUCUAAAGAAGCCUUGUUCGACAAUACAUACUCUCACAUGUCCAAUGUCGCACCUGGUAAGAAACUAAAGCCACAAGGCAUCGAUACAACAUACAACCACUUGGGAAAGUCUAAUUCUAGCAAACUUAAAGUCAGAACAGAAGAAACAAGCAACGACACAUACAGCCACGUACAAAUGAAUCCUUUUCGUCCAGCGGCAGACCAAGACGACCAGGACGAUAAUUAUUCACACAUUAACCAAGCUGGAUUGAAUGCCCAAAUGCCAAACGCAGUAAAACAACGUGCUGUUGCGAAGGAAUCGAUGAAUACAAAUGCCGAAUAUGCUGAGGUGAAUUAUGUAGAUAUGCUCAUUGACAAAGGGAAGAAACAGCAUGAUGAUGCUCAAGCUGAAAAAGCUUCUACGACGACUGCAGAGGAUGAGAACGAAUAUGAAGGUCACACUUAUUUUGUUCUGGAGUCCAAUACUGGCCAGCAUCCUAAACAAGCUCGAUACGACUAUGAAGAAGUGGCAACGCCAGAUAAAGACCAUACCGAGUUCCAGGUUGUUGACUCCCCAAAGGAUACACAACACGAGUACUUUGUCAUUAAGCCUAGUAAAUGAAUUAUGAAUGUUACACAAAGACAAUUCAUCAAUGAAAGUUUACACAUUGUAGAAUCGUUACGCAAAACAAAGAGUUAUAAUCACGACCAAGGGCUCUUUUCAAUAAACACGAUAUGUCAUACAUACAACUGGAUAGCUGGGUCUCAGGCGUCUCAAAUAAAAUAUAAUUGGUCAGAUUUUUUUUUCUAUAUGUGUAUUAAAUUCUAUCUUUUACAUACGAGUGUUUUACGCAUUCCUUUCGCGGUAUCGAAUGAUGUAAAUGGGAUUGAAAGUACUCUUUGUAUGUAAGUAAGGGAAUGAGAGAUUACUAUAAAUAGCACGUGUUGUACUUAUUGUACCAUUGACUGGUUUUGACACUUGCAUGUUUACUAAGCAAUUUUAACAGUUUUUUUGUGUGUGAAAAACAAAACUAAUAUGUAUAAUCUAACGUAUGCUUUGGGAAGAAUGAGUUACAUCUUUCAUAUGUGUAUAUUAUUACGUUUGUGUAUGUCUAUUGAUGGAAUGAUGUUUAGUUUAGCAACUAACAUGUUUAUGAUUAAUGUACUUAAUAGUAUGGUCGCUAUUCGUUGCCAAAAGCCCAGACGUGUAUGUGUGUAUUUUAGGUUUGUAACAUUGAUGAUUUACCAAUUUACAUUUUACAACCGCCAACUCAUCGGUUGUAUGUUAACAUUUUACACUGCACAUUCUCAUUUUUCAUUGUACCGAUUGGAGUUUUAUUCUCGUUGCAUCUAUUCAACAGACGAUUCAGUCGUGUUUAUAAAGUUGUGUAUGUUAAACACACGUCAUUCUGUGAAAGUCACGUGCCGAGUUUUACAUUGCGGUGUGUAGAAGACAGAUUUCAGUUCGUAGUUCUACAAAGUACAUUGUAUGGUGGUGACUUUUCAUUCGCAGUUGAACAUGUUUACGAGAUGAAUUUAAUUUUAUUUAUAGAUAGCUCCGCCUUAACCGUGUCUUAACUCCGCCUUAACCAUGUCUUUACUCCUCCUUAUGGCUUUCGGAAAUUUCCGCUAUCACUCGGCUCUAUUUAAACCAAUUAUGGAUACUUUGGACCAUGGACAUUGCGAACCUUAUUAUGGACAUGACGAAUCAUCUAUAUUAUGACACUAUGGACUAUGAUUUGGAAACAGGAUGGAUUAUAAAUUAUUUCAUGUCGAAUAAAAUAAUAUGAUAUUACAACAUGUUUUUGUCUAUAUAAUA
Messenger RNA from Mya arenaria, 2545 nucleotides. RefSeq lists its product as uncharacterized. The record is from RefSeq and is a predicted model, not a curated record. The transcript is spliced from 4 exons. Bases 50 to 1348 code for a protein of 432 amino acids. NCBI's taxonomy places the organism in Eukaryota, Metazoa, Mollusca, Bivalvia, Myida, Myidae.